CUGAAGCUGAACCUUAAUCUACAAAUUCCAACACCAAAUAAUAUUCAAAUGUUUCUAUCUCUGACAAGAGAAGAAGGAAGACGACCCUGUGAAAUUGAGUAGAAUACUAUAAUUAUAACAGAAAAUUAAAGAACAAAAAAAAGAAGAAGCAAAUAUUCAUUCAACCUGCCCUUCCCUAAAGAAAGAAGCCCGAAGAACAUGGCUGACUCGGGCGAGUACGAUGAAAAAGUGGAUUCCCUCAAUGGCUGACUGAAGAAAAGUAAACACUCUUUUCAUCUGGACUAUUUCAAAUGCAGGAACAUUUUGUAACACCAGUCACUGAGGAUCAUCAGACUACAUGCUGGGGUUGUGGAUUGCGCCUCCUUCUACCAACUUACGCACCUGUUUUCAAGUGUGGCUGGUGUGGAGCCAUAACAAAUCAAAAUGUAAAUAAACCUGAAACCAAAUGUCUUUGGUGGAGGCGCUUGCGUGAUCGGUGCUUUGUUUGUACUCUCUUCAUGUUUAUGUUCUUUGUAAUAUGUGGGGGAGUAUGGGCAGUGUAUCCUGUUGUUUUCUCUGUCAGCUAUACUUGUGGGGUUCUUCAUUGCAUCUUAACAAUGACCUUGGCUGCAACUACUAUUUCUACCUUCAGCUUAGCAGCAUUUCAAUGUGCUGGUACACCGCCAAUCAUUUUGUGGGGUAGCUAUCCUGUUGUGGGGAAAGGUGGCCUUGAAAACUAUACCUUCUGUCACUAUUGUUCAAAGCCAAAAUCACCGAGAGCGCAUCACUGCCGUUCAUGUGGGACAUGUAUAUUGGACAUGGAUCAUCACUGUCCUUUUAUAGGGAAUUGUGUUGGAGCAGCAAAUCACCGGCACUUCAUUGCCUUCCUUUUCUCAGCCGUUGUCAGUACUAUCUAUGUUUCAGUCAUGUCCGCAUAUGCAGGGUCACAUAUCUGGCCACCAUUAAAGUACAGAUCUCCAGGCCACUUGAACGGUUUCAGCAGCGACUUGGCAUUGAGAGCAUUGAAGGAAGUGGUUCUCACUUUGCUGAGCUCUGCUGCGCAACUGUCUGCCCAGGGGCUUGUUCUUGUCUAUCUAUUUGUUUCGAGCGUUUCUGUGCAGAUCGGUUUAAGUGUUCUUCUAUGGCAGCAGCUUUGUUACAUAUACGAAGGUAAAACUUACCUGAGCCAUCUAAGCUCCCGGGGAAGUGAUCUGGUUGAGGAAAAAGAUUGCCAAAAUAUUUUCCGGUUUUUCGGUUGUCCAUAUUCGAUAUUGAGAUACUUGCCUAGUGUGCGAAAUUCGCGAAAGAUACACAAGAAGUGAAAAAAGAAAAUAUUGUUUUGAGUCGUCGUCAUCGUUAAUUAAUUUAAAUCGAUGACAGUAUGUUUAGUCUCUUUUAUUUUUUUCUUCUUCUCAUUUUAUGAUGGCUUUCAAUGUUUGAUCCUUUACCUCACUUAGAACAAAGAAUCCGUUACACUACAAGAGGAUAUCCAGGUUUUUUAAACCGUUUGGCUGUUAAGAACUUGAAAACCAGAGUUCACAACAAUGGGCUUCCAGCUGCUUUUGGUGUUCUGGUAAGCGGGCGAAAGGGGUGAUAUCAUUGUAUCGGCAGAUCGGACUUGGGUACAAAUUUUAUAUUGACAUAAUACUUACAGAUAUUUUUAAAUUAUUAUAAAAAAAUUAAA
Molecule: messenger RNA, 1663 nt
Organism: Theobroma umbraticum
Lineage: Eukaryota; Viridiplantae; Streptophyta; Magnoliopsida; Malvales; Malvaceae
Product: DHHC-type zinc finger family protein
Molecular function (GO): palmitoyltransferase activity
Source: RefSeq, a predicted model, not a curated record